AUGGCUGCCAGACGUCCUGCAGGAGCAGGAACCAACGGCAUGGCCGCAAAGCGCAUACGCAAAGAGAUCGCCGACCUCGCGCGCGAGAACCUUGGUGCAAUCACCCUUACCCCCAACGAGUCCAACAUCUUCCAAUGGCGCGCGACACUCCCUGGUCCCACCGGUUCUCCUUACGAAGGCGGCGUGUUCGACGUUGACAUUCGCGUGCCAGAUGACUAUCCCUUUUCUCCACCCCAACUCCAGUUCCUUACCAAGGUGUAUCACUGCAACAUUGCCCACACGGGUGCUAUCUGUCUUGAUCUCUUGAAGACGGCAUGGUCCCCGGCUCUAUCCCUCUACAAGGUCGUCCUCUCCCUCUCCUCCCUUCUCACCGAUCCCAACCCGGCCGACCCUCUCGUGCCCUCCAUUGCCCAGGAGUACAAGAAGAAUCGCAAAAAGCACGACCAGACCGCCCGUGAAUGGGUCAAGAUGUACGCACUCCCCAGGACCGAGACCAUUGCCCCGCCUCCUCCUGCACCAGAACCAGCUGCCAACCGCGCCUCGGGAUCCCGACCUCGCGCGAUCCAGCGUCCAACAAACGGCGACCCCACACCGCCUCCACAACUGGCUGGUACGCGCCGUUCGGCACCCACCGACGGUGCCGGGUCGCGUGUGGGCGAGCCCAUCAACCUCGCGGACGAUGACGACGAUGUGGAGGUUACGGGCGACAGUGGGCCCAACGGCACCUCGAGCGCACCACGCCGAUCCAAGCGCGCGCGUGUGGGCGAGACGGCCGCAAACGGGGCAAGCACGAGCGGAGGUGCGGGAGGCACGAGCGCAGACGACGUGAUCGUCAUUGACGACUAG
Molecule: messenger RNA, 846 nt
Organism: Apiotrichum porosum
Lineage: Eukaryota; Fungi; Basidiomycota; Tremellomycetes; Trichosporonales; Trichosporonaceae
Exons: 7
Coding region: 1-846 (281 amino acids)
Biological process (GO): ubiquitin-dependent protein catabolic process; protein polyubiquitination
Cellular component (GO): nucleus
Molecular function (GO): ubiquitin conjugating enzyme activity
Source: RefSeq, a predicted model, not a curated record